CCUAACCGCCAUUAUCUAUUUCAAUGACGUCAUCAUCUUCUUCAUCAAAAUCCAAAUUCUCAAGUCCACUCUCAGAAAAAAGCUGACUUUCUCCACCAAUCACUAUGACUUCCUCUCGCCGUCUUCUUCUUCCUCUCGGAGCAUCGCUCACUAGAGGAAGAUUUUCUUCCGAUCAAAUCCGAAAUGGAUUUCUAAGAAACUUCCGUGGAUUCGCCACCGUAACUUCGUCGGAACCGGCCUUAGCCAAUCUGGAAGCGAAAUAUGCCGUAGCGUUGCCAGAAUGUUCAACAGUAGAGGACGAGAUCACGAAGAUCCGUCAUGAAUUCGAGUUAGCGAAACAGAGGUUUCUUAAUAUCCCUGAAGCUAUUAAUAGUAUGCCGAAGAUGAAUCCUCAAGGGAUAUAUGUGAAUAAGAAUCUGAGAUUGGAUAAUAUACAAGUUUAUGGAUUUGAUUAUGAUUACACUUUGGCACAUUACUCUUCUCACUUACAGAGUUUGAUCUAUGAUCUUGCCAAGAAACAUAUGGUUAAUGAGGUAAAAUCUCUUUUAGCCAAACUUGUUUUAGGGCUGAGUAUUGUUUUGAGAAUUAUUGGUUGUUGGUUUUCGCAGUUUAGAUAUCCUGAUGUUUGCACUCAGUUUGAGUAUGAUCCUACUUUUCCAAUCCGUGGGUUGUACUAUGAUAAACUAAAAGGAUGCCUCAUGAAAUUGGAUUUCUUCGGUUCAAUCGAGCCAGAUGGGUGUUAUUUUGGUCGUCGUAAGCUUAGUAGGAAGGAAAUAGAAAGCAUGUAUGGAACGCGGCACAUAGGUCGUGAUCAAGCGAGAGGUUUGGUGGGAUUGAUGGAUUUCUUCUGUUUUAGCGAGGCGUGUCUUAUAGCAGACAUGGUGCAAUAUUUUGUUGACGCCAAACUUGAGUUUGAUGCCUCUAACAUCUACAAUGAUGUCAAUCGUGCUAUUCAACAUGUCCAUAGAAGUGGAUUGGUUCAUAGAGGAAUUCUUGCUGAUCCCAACAGAUAUUUGCUAAAAAAUGGUCAGCUUCUACGUUUCCUGAGAAUGCUAAAAGAUAAAGGAAAGAAGCUUUUUUUGCUGACCAACUCUCCGUAUAAUUUUGUUGAUGGCGGAAUGCGCUUUCUAAUGGAGGAAUCUUUUGGCUUCGGAGAUUCCUGGCGAGAACUCUUUGAUGUUGUGAUUGCUAAAGCAAAUAAACCAGAAUUUUACACAUCUGAGCACCCUUUCCGUUGUUAUGAUUCGGAGAGGGAUAAUUUGGCAUUUACAAAAGUGGAUGCAUUUGACCCAAAGAAAGUUUAUUAUCAUGGUUGUCUUAAAUCCUUCCUUGAAAUCACAAAGUGGCAUGGCCCUGAGGUGAUUUAUUUCGGAGAUCACUUAUUUAGUGAUCUAAGAGGGCCUUCAAAAGCUGGUUGGCGAACUGCUGCCAUAAUUCAUGAGCUCGAGCGAGAGAUACAGAUACAAAAUGAUGAUAGCUACCGGUUUGAGCAGGCCAAGUUCCAUAUUAUCCAAGAGUUACUCGGUAGAUUUCACGCGACUGUAUCAAACAAUCAGAGAAGUGAAGCAUGCCAAUCACUUUUGGAUGAGCUGAACAAUGCGAGGCAGAGAGCAAGAGACACGAUGAAACAAAUGUUCAACAGAUCGUUUGGAGCUACAUUUGUCACAGACACUGGUCAAGAAUCAGCAUUCUCUUAUCACAUCCACCAAUACGCAGACGUUUAUACCAGUAAACCUGAGAACUUUCUGUUAUACCGACCUGAAGCCUGGCUUCACGUUCCUUACGAUAUCAAGAUCAUGCCACAUCAUGUCAAGGUUGCUUCAACCCUUUUCAAAACCUGAGAUAGCUUUCAUUCCCCUAAGAACUGAACAGAUGAUUUCGCUAGACGAGAAACUUUUCUUGUAUCGAUGACGAAUCAGACGACAAGAAGGCUUGCAAUUCAAUCUCAGAUUCUUGCUGCUGCUGAUGAUUCUUUUGCAUAACUUAAAGUGGCUAACACUUGAAAACAAAGGAUGUAACAAUUAGAGAUUUUUUGUUGGUUUUAGUUAGGGAUUAUGGUGCUACUUUGAAGUUUGAUUUCUAAAAACAUGAAAUAUCUUUGUAGAUUAUGGUGCAAGUUUAAUAAAGGCUUAAAAUGUUUUAAGUUGAGCCGUUUAUUCAUAAG
Arabidopsis thaliana (thale cress) is the source of this 2164-nucleotide messenger RNA. Its product is annotated as HAD-superfamily hydrolase, subfamily IG, 5'-nucleotidase. The record is from RefSeq and is marked reviewed. The coding region runs from base 105 to 1841 and encodes 578 amino acids. NCBI's taxonomy places the organism in Eukaryota, Viridiplantae, Streptophyta, Magnoliopsida, Brassicales, Brassicaceae. The transcript has 12 exons.